AUGCCAACCUUCCUCGUCCACGGCUUCCGCUGGAAUCGCACCAGCAUACGUAUACACAUCAUAUUGAACAAUCUGGACGACGCAGCGCCCGAAUGGAUCAUUGCGCCCGCGAGCUCGGUCACCCUGCUCAACUCCUUCUACACCCUGUUCGACUUCUUGCCGCCCUCGAAUCCACCCCCCGCUUCCAGCCCGCUCGCGCCUGUGGCCGAUCAAGUGGUUACCGAGGAAGAAGCGACGCGCGGGACGGAGAAACUGACGAAGGCGAACAAGAGUAAUCGGAGUAUAAGCAGCCUGCGCGAUUUGGUGCUGAGGCCCAAGAGUAAUGGCGUUGUGAGUCUGGGUGGUGGGAGAGGUAAGGAGAAAGACAAGGAAGAUGGCCCCAAUGGCAAUGGUACCGGAAGCAGAGAGACGAAACCACCUGCGGGUGCGACGGUGGCACCGACCACCAAGACGACAGAGAAGAGGCCUACAUUCAACGACUGGAGCGUAGUGAAGCUGCUGGAGCAGUACGAUCCCGAGAUUGAAACCUGUAGCCAGCCGCACGCGUACGUCGCGGAUUACAUGGUGGAGGUUUCGCUGGGGGUUUCUGUUGCGGAGGAAAUGGCCAGGUAUGAGGCUAAGAUUGCGGAGGAGGAGAGCCUCCUGAGUGCGCCGGCGACGCCUCUGUCACCUGAGAAAACUGGCUUUCCGACGGUCGAUGAGAAUGGAGAGUUGGCGAGUCCGCCGCUAAGUGCGAGGGAUGUGCGGAGGAAGAGUAGGCGGCUGAACUGGUUUGAGAAGUUGAGGGACGGGUUGCAGAAAGAGGCGGCUAUUGGCUGGCAUGUCGUUGUGUGUGGAGAUGAGGAGAGAACUCCGCCUAGCAUUAAUGAAGACGAGGAUAAGGAGAGUGUUGAGGAAGAGGGAUAUCAGAAGCCACCUCGAAGCGCUGGUUUGAGAGGCUUCUUCGGCAUGAAGAAUUAG
Messenger RNA from Drepanopeziza brunnea f. sp. 'multigermtubi' MB_m1, 960 nucleotides. RefSeq lists its product as uncharacterized. Lineage: Eukaryota; Fungi; Ascomycota; Leotiomycetes; Helotiales; Drepanopezizaceae. The record is from RefSeq and is a predicted model, not a curated record.